Messenger RNA from Fundulus heteroclitus (mummichog), 2823 nucleotides. It is a transcript of the gene tut1, whose product is annotated as terminal uridylyl transferase 1, U6 snRNA-specific. The transcript is spliced from 10 exons. The coding region runs from base 116 to 2518 and encodes 800 amino acids. The record is from RefSeq and is a predicted model, not a curated record. Gene Ontology annotation, cellular component: mitochondrion. NCBI's taxonomy places the organism in Eukaryota, Metazoa, Chordata, Actinopteri, Cyprinodontiformes, Fundulidae. Gene Ontology annotation, molecular function: RNA binding; poly(A) RNA polymerase activity.
GGCGGACGGACUAAACAUAAACGGAUACUCUACGCUGGAGGGAGAUUUGAGAGGCAACUUGAGGCUAGUUCUCCUUAAAGCGGACUGCUUUAGGUUUCCAUCAUCUUCUCCAGACAUGGCGAGCACCGCGCCUUCAGACAGCGACAUCCAGACAACGAGCCGAGGCUUCUGCUGCACGCUGUGUCACGUGAACCUGCCGAACUUGCCAAGCGUGGAUCAGCAUGUGAAGGGGCGGAAGCAUCGGACUCUGAGCACAGUGCGCUCCACCAGGAAGAGCCACGAGGAGCGCAGCGUGUUCGUCAGCGGCAUCAAACCAGAAAUCUCCCAGACCGAUUUGACGGAGUACUUUCAGCAGUUCGGGGCUGUCACUGACGUCAUCGUGGAUAAAGACAGGGGGCUUUACGCCAUCGUGCAGUUCGGCGAGUCCGAGAGCAUCCAGGCCGCGCUGUCCUGCGCCGAGCACCGGCUGAAGGGUCUGAAGCUGCGGGUCAAGCCACGGGAGAAGAAGGAGUUUAAACUGAUUCCCAAGAAGAAGAACGAUCCUCAGAACCUCCAACGAAUCUUCGAUCGCCUCAAGCCUGAGCUGUGUCAGCUGCCGUCGGUGGAUUCCCAGAUGAAGUUCAUAGUUGAGCGGUUGCAGCUGGGAGAAAAUGAAAAGAAGGCCAGAGGGUUGGUGGUGCAACUCCUCCAGGAGGUCUUUGUUGAAUUCUUUCCAGACAGUCAGAUCUUGCUCUUUGGUUCAUCCGUCAACACGUUUGGCUUUCACUCCUGUGAUCUGGACCUGUUCCUGGAUCUAGAAAACACCAAGACCUUCCAAGCUAAGGCUAAGACCUCCACAGAGCAGGCAGGCGAAGGAAUGUCAGAUGACGGCCGCUCCGAGGACUCCAUCCUGUCCGACAUCGAUCUGUCCACGGCGUCUCCGGCGGAGGUUUUAGAGCUCGUGGCGACCAUUUUGAGGCGCUGCGUCCCCAGCGUGCACAAAGUUCACGUGGUCAGCACCGCUCGGCUGCCUGUCGUCAAGUUCCAUCACCGCGAGCUGAACCUACAAGGGGAUAUCACUCUUAACAACAGACUUGGUGUCAGGAACACCCGCUUCCUCCAGCUGUUGUCAGGGGCGGAGGAGAGGCUGAGGCCUCUGGUGUUCGCCAUCCGGUACUGGGCCAGGCAGAAGCAGUUAGCUGGUAACCCCAGCGGCGCCGGCCCCCUCCUCAACAACUACGCCCUGACGCUGCUGAUGGUCUUCUUCCUGCAGAACAGCCAGCCCGCCGUCCUGCCCACGGUCGACCAGCUCAGAGACAUGGCCUGUGAGGAGGAGGAGUGUGUGAUUGAGGGCUGGAACUGCACCUUCCCCAGUCAGCCCAUCGCGGUCCCACCCAGCAAGAACACACAGGACCUCUGUUCUCUUCUCGCUGGCUUCUUUUCCUUCUAUGCACAUUUUGAUUUUGCCAGCAGCGUGAUAUCCCUCAGGGAGGGUCGUGCGCUUCCAGUCGCCAGCUUCCUCUCACAAGAUAAAGACGAUGAAAGGAUGCAGGAAGAGCAGCCCUCCAAGUCCGACCCGCACCGUCCCAAACUGGGCCCCCUGAACCUCUUGGACCCUUUUGAGCUUUCCCACAAUGUGGCCGGAAACCUGAACGAGCGCUCGCUGCGAAACUUCCAGAAGGAGUGCCAGGAGGCUGAGAAGUACUGCCGCAGCCUGCGCUACCAACGCAAAAGCACCAAGGGGAAGUCGUGGGGACUGGCGCGCCUGUUCGCCCCGCCUGGAGAUGUCCAGCAGGCCAAGCCGGAGCAGCUCGUCAUCAGCAUCCCCUUCAGUUCAGCAUCACUCCCAGAGGUGCUCCGCACGGAGCUGCACUCAGCAGGAGACGCUUUCAGGCAGCUGUGGUUCCAGAAGGUCUGCUCUGCUGUGGAGAUUGUUCUGAGAACUGUCCUCAAGUGCCACCUCGAUGCCUCCGCAGCUGCCGUUUUGAGCGAGGAUUCAGCUGUUGGCGUCGAGGAGAUGGAGACCACAGCAUCGUCGCUGAACGACAGCACCCAGAGUGUUGAAUCUCUCAGCGAGAGCAGCCCUCAGUGUGCGGCGGCGGCCGGUGCCAAGAGGCCUCUGUCCUCUGGCAGCGACUCCUCUGUGUCUCCUCGUGGCAAAAAGCCAAGACUGGCAGGAAGAGGCAAGCCUGAAUUCCCUCUGUGGACAUGUGUCCAAAAGCACAUGGUGUGGCUUGGCAGGCGGAAAGUGAGACGGGAGCUGAUGAAAGACACAGACUGCAGGCCUGAGGGCAGCUGCAUGGAGCUGGAGUCCCAGGUCUCAGCUUCCAUCGCUGAGAAAGAGCCCGGGUUGAAGGAGCCCCUGGAGUUUAAAGUUUGCCCCCAGAUGGUCGGCGGAGCAGAAAACACAAGAGCGCUGCUGAAGCUGAGGCCAAGCAGUGACGAGGCGGGAAUCUUCCAAGACUUCUUUCACUUCCUGGAAGCGUUCCUUCCCAAGAUGGUAGAGACGGUGCUGGAGAAAGGAGCGGGCAGUGCUUAAAAAUGAGACCUGCUUCACACCCGUCUCCAAUAUUGGCAGAAAAGUUCUUUAGUGAAUGGGAAGGGGCUUUACUGUAAGUUUAUGUUUAACUACUCAUUUAUUACUAUAUAAAUGUCAAGUUUGUAAUGUUUUUGUUUUAUGCUGCCUGUUUGUCCUCUGAGUUCAUUAGUGCAUCAUCUGAUUACGUCCUUAUGAAGCCUUCCUUUAAAGUUUGAGACUUGGCAUUGGUUUUUCUUUGCUUUUCUUUCUAAUGGUCCUGACAAUUUUUGAAAACAAAAAUGAAUAAAAGCCAUUCUCACUCUGAA